Pestalotiopsis fici W106-1 is the source of this 3216-nucleotide messenger RNA. RefSeq lists its product as uncharacterized. Gene Ontology annotation, molecular function: P-type proton-exporting transporter activity; ATP binding; ATP hydrolysis activity. The transcript has 7 exons. NCBI's taxonomy places the organism in Eukaryota, Fungi, Ascomycota, Sordariomycetes, Amphisphaeriales, Sporocadaceae. Gene Ontology annotation, biological process: regulation of intracellular pH; proton export across plasma membrane. Gene Ontology annotation, cellular component: plasma membrane. Bases 1 to 3216 code for a protein of 1071 amino acids. The record is from RefSeq and is a predicted model, not a curated record.
AUGUCGUUCAUCCGCAAGCGCAACGGCCACGGCGCACCCACUGACGACGUCGAGGCCAAUGCUGCCAGCGCGAGCAACAGCGGUGGCAGUAAUGACCAGGGACACGAGCAUGUCCAGCAAGGCGAAGCCCCGGCGGGUGGACUGGCUCCCCCAGGAGAGGAACAUAUCAAGUUCCCGGGUCACCUGCCGACUCCGCGGCCGAGCCAGAGCCGAGCCAGCGGGGACCUGCCCGAGUAUGAGGCCCUGGACCGGUACAUUACCAACUUUGACGCCGAGCGCCGGGCCUCAAUGGUCAGCACCGCCGGCAAGAGCAGGAAGAAGAAGAAGUGGUGGCAGUUCUGGAAGUCGGACCCAGCCGAGGCCACUGGCCCGCACCCCGUCCAGGAUGAGGGCAAGGCUCCCGACAGCUGGCUCAACGCCCAUAUCAAAGAGGGUAUCCCCAGCAGCGUCGUCGAAGAGCGCCGUAAACGUUUUGGCUGGAAUGAGCUCACUGCCGAAAAAGAAGACAUGCUUCAAAAGAUUUUCGGAUAUUUCCAAGGACCAAUUCUAUAUGUCAUGGAAAUUGCUGCUCUAUUAGCCGUCGGUCUCAAUGACUGGAUCGAUUUCGGAGUCAUCUGCGGUAUCUUGGCUCUAAAUGCCUUUGUGGGUUUCUACCAAGAAAAGCAAGCCGCCGACGUCGUCGCGAGCUUGAAAGGCGAUAUUGCCAUGAAAGCGACUGUCGUGAGAGAUGGCCACGAGCAACAGAUAUUGGCAAGAGAACUCGUGCCUGGCGAUAUUGUGGUUUUGCAAGAAGGUCAAACUAUUCCAGGAGACGCGCAACUUAUCUGCAGCUAUAACCGGCCACAAGACUAUGAUGAGUUCAUUGCUCUCAGGAAUGAGGACAAGUUUGAGAAUGAUCCUACUGCCGAGGUUGACGAAAAAGAGGAAAAGACCAAGGCAGCGGCUGGCACUGAGGAGAAAGGUGGUGAAGGCGAGGGCGAACAAACAAAGGCUGCCGACGACGACGUCGAUGAUGAAUCGGUUCACUACGGCCAGCCUCUAAUUGCCUGCGACCAGUCCGCCAUCACGGGUGAGUCUCUCGCCGUGGACAAGUAUAUGGGCGACGUCGUGUACUACACCACGGGCUGUAAGCGCGACAAGGCAUACGCCAUCAUCACGACCUCUGCAAGGUAUUCCUUCGUCGGCAAAACUGCAAAUCUUGUUCAGGGCACCAAGGAUCGUGGACACUUCAAGGCCGUCAUGGACAGCAUCGGAACAACACUGCUCGUCCUGGUCAUGUUUUGGAUUCUCGUGGCUUGGAUUGGCGGGUUCUUCCACCACAUUCCCAUUGCUUACCCUGGGGUACAAACCUUGCUUCACUACGCCUUGAUCUUGCUCAUUAUUGGAGUGCCGGUCGGUCUGCCUGUUGUCACGACUACUACAUUGGCUGUUGGCGCUGCCUACUUGGCUAAGCAAAAGGCCAUUGUCCAAAAAUUGACUGCUAUUGAAUCACUUGCGGGUGUAAACGUCUUAUGUUCAGACAAGACUGGCACUUUGACUGCAAACAAGUUGAGUCUGCGUGAUCCAUACCUCGUCGAAGGUCAAGAUGUCAACUGGAUGAUGGCAGUGGCUGCGCUUGCCAGUUCUCACAACAUUGCAUCACUGGAUCCUAUUGAUAAAGUCACAAUCUUGACCCUCAAGAAGUUCCCAAAGGCUCGCGAGAUAUUGCGCCAAGGCUGGAAGACGGACAAAUUUACGCCAUUCGAUCCCGUGUCAAAGCGCAUCACUUCAGAAUGUCGGCUCGGAAACGAUCGCUACAUAUGCGCAAAGGGUGCUCCCAAGGCCGUUCUCAACCUCACCACCGUAAGCGACGAGGUCCGCCAAGAGUACAAUGCCCGUACCCGAGACUUUGCACGCCGCGGCUUCCGGUCUCUGGGCGUGGCCUACAAGAAGAACAAUGAGGACUGGGUGCUCCUGGGCCUCCUGUCCAUGUUUGACCCGCCCCGCGAGGAUACGGCGCAGACCAUUGUCGAGGCCCAGGCGCUGGGCGUCCCGGUCAAGAUGCUCACGGGCGAUGCCAUUGCCAUUGCCAAGGAGACGUGCAAGAUGCUGGGUCUGGGAACAAAGGUCUACAACUCCACCAAGCUGAUGCACAGCGGCCUUACCGGCACAGUGCAGCAUGAUCUGGUGGAGCGGGCUGAUGGGUUCGCCGAGGUGUUUCCCGAGCACAAGUAUGCAGUCGUGGAGAUGCUCCAGCAGCGUGGUUCGCUGACGGCCAUGACUGGUGAUGGUGUCAACGAUGCUCCGUCGCUCAAGAAAGCAGAUUGCGGUAUCGCAGUCGAAGGUGCUUCCGAAGCCGCCCAGGCUGCCGCUGAUAUUGUCUUCUUGGCUCCUGGUCUCAGUACUAUUAUCUUGUCCAUCAAGACUUCUCGCCAAAUCUUCCAGCGCAUGAAAGCGUAUGUCCAGUAUCGAAUCGCCCUUUGUCUACACUUGGAAAUUUACUUGACUACAUCAAUGGUGAUUAUCAACGAGACCAUUCGUCCCGACCUGAUCGUCUUCAUCGCCCUGUUCGCCGACCUGGCUACCGUGGCUGUUGCUUACGAUAAUGCGCACGUUGAAGAGCGCCCAGUGGAAUGGCAGCUCAAGAAGAUUUGGGUUGUUAGUAUCAUACUGGGACUCUUACUCGCAGCUGGAACCUGGAUUGCUCGUGGCACCAUGUUCUUGCGCAGUGGUGGCAUUAUCCAACGGUUCGGCUCGAUCCAGGAGGUGCUUUUCCUACAAGUGGCACUGACUGAAAACUGGCUCAUUUUCGUAACACGCGGCGGCAAGACAUGGCCAUCCUGGCAGCUCGUCUUUGCCAUUUUUGGCGUCGAUGUCAUCGCCACCAUCUUUUGUCUGUUUGGUUGGCUCUCGGGCAGCGGUGGUGGCGUCAUGGAAACGACGCCGCCCACGGCCUUUAACAAUUCGUCCAACGGCUGGACCGACAUUGUCACCGUGGUUGUUAUUUGGCUCUACUCUUUGGGUGUCAUUGUCUUUAUCGCAAUCAUCUAUUAUGUUUUGCAGCGCGUCGACUGGAUCAAUGACCUCGGCCGCAAAGACCGCCACAAGCAGGAUACCCACCUCGAGAACAUCCUGGUCCACCUCAAUAAGCUGGCCAUUGAGCACGAGAUUGACUCCAAGCUGGGCGUUGAUCGGUACACUUUGGUGGAGAAGGCGGCGGCUGAGGAGGAAGAGUAA